AAACUUUUACGAAGUCGAUCAACCUUGCCGUGUGUGAAAAUCUCUUUGGUCAAUCAAAGGUCAACAACUGACCAACCGGCCUUGACUGCAAAGCAGGCAGCUAUACAGCGACGGUUGCAUUUACAAAAUCAAAAGAUGGCCGACAACUCUGGGAAUGCCAAGCCAUUUGUGUUGGCAUCACGUCCUGAUGAUGAAAAAGGAAUCCCUUAUUAUGGAGUGGACAUUCUAAAGAAACACGUCAAUGUUGUGUGGUAUGAUGAUUUUCUCCAAAACAAGGAGAAGUAUGCACAGCUCAUCCAUGGUAUCAUCCUAUGGGUCACGGCACCACGUGUGGACGCUGCAUUGCUGGAUGCCCUGCCCAACUUGAAAGUCAUCAGCAAUGUGGGAGCAGGUGUAAACUUCCUGGACCUGGACCUGCUCGCCUCCCGAGGGCUGAAGGUGUGCAACACACCUCGCAUCCUCAACGAAACCACUGCAGACAUGGGCAUGACACUGCUGCUGGCAUCAGCUAGGAGGCUGCUGGAAGGUGACCAGAUGGUGAGGAAUCCUAACGUUAAGUGGCAGAUUAACUUCUGUGGCAGACAGGUGUCAGGAGCCACCCUUGGGAUUGUGGGUAUGGGAGGUAUUGGCUAUGCUGUAGCCCAGAGAGCUCAUGCCUUCAGGAUGAACAUAUUCUACCACAACAGGACCAGAAGGCCCCAGACUGAAGAAGAGGCAGUGGGUGCCCAGUACUGUGCCACCCUGGAGGAGCUCUUGUCACAGUGUGAUUUUGUCAUCAUAGUGACUCCACUAACCGCUGAAACUAAAGGAAUGUUUGGCAAGAGGCAGUUUGAACUGAUGAAGCCAUCUGCCACCAUCAUCAACAUUGCAAGGGGUAGCAUCAUAGAUACAGGUGCCCUGCUGGAGGCACUACAAAACAAGACCAUCGCUGCAGCAGCCCUGGACGUGACAGACCCGGAGCCCCUGCCUGACGACCACCCUCUGUCCAAGCUGCAGAAUGUGACCUUCACCGCACAUAUGGGCAGCGCUACGGUACAGACCAGGAGUAACAUGAUGGCACUGGCUGUGCAGAACCUCCUGGACGCCCUCAGUGGCAAACCUCUGGUCAACCAAGUCAUCUAUGUGUUAAGGAGCCUCAGGUUCACGUUUUUAAUCGGCUGUCGUGAGAUAUUAAGUAUGAGAUAUGAAGGUACGUCUCAGAUGUCUUGUUUUCCAGGCGACCAGAUGGUGAGGGAUCCUAACGUUAAGUGGCAGAUUAACUUCUGUGGCAGACAGGUGACAGGAGCCACUCUUGGGAUUGUGGGUAUGGGAGGUAUUGGGUAUGCCGUAGCCCAGAGAGCUCGUGCCUUCAGGAUGAAGAUAUUCUACCACAACAGGACCAAAAGGCCCCAGACUGAAGAAGAGGCAGUGGGUGCCCAGUACUGUGCCACCCUGGAGGAGCUCUUGCCACAGUGUGAUUUUGUCAUCAUAGUGACUCCACUAACCGCUGAAACUAAAGGAAUGUUUGGCAAAAAGCAGUUUGAACUGAUGAAGCCAUCUGCCACCAUCAUCAACAUUGCAAGGGGUAGCAUCAUAGAUACAGAAGCCCUGCUAGAGGCACUACAGAACAAGACCAUCGCUGCAGCAGCCCUGGAUGUGACAGACCCGGAGCCCCUGCCUGACGACCACCCCCUGUCCAAGCUGCAGAAUGUGACCUUCACCGCACACAUGGGCGGUGCCACGGUACAGACCAGGAGCAACGCGUUCGCAAUGGCUGUGCAGAACCUCCUGGAUGCUUUCAGUGGUAAACCUCUGGUCAACCAAGUCAUCUAA
Branchiostoma floridae (Florida lancelet) is the source of this 1812-nucleotide messenger RNA. Its product is annotated as probable 2-ketogluconate reductase. The transcript has 9 exons. Gene Ontology annotation, molecular function: glyoxylate reductase (NADPH) activity; NAD binding; hydroxypyruvate reductase [NAD(P)H] activity. Gene Ontology annotation, cellular component: cytosol. Lineage: Eukaryota; Metazoa; Chordata; Leptocardii; Amphioxiformes; Branchiostomatidae. The record is from RefSeq and is a predicted model, not a curated record. The coding region runs from base 136 to 1812 and encodes 558 amino acids.